Melanaphis sacchari is the source of this 854-nucleotide messenger RNA. Its product is annotated as peptidyl-prolyl cis-trans isomerase NIMA-interacting 1-like. Gene Ontology annotation, molecular function: peptidyl-prolyl cis-trans isomerase activity; protein binding. The record is from RefSeq and is a predicted model, not a curated record. Bases 279 to 770 code for a protein of 163 amino acids. Gene Ontology annotation, cellular component: cytosol; nucleus. Lineage: Eukaryota; Metazoa; Arthropoda; Insecta; Hemiptera; Aphididae. The transcript has 3 exons.
CUUCGGUAUUGUGAUUAAAAUUUUUUUCGUUCCGUCUCCGUUGUUUAUACGUUUGUUUGCUUUUCACCCUCUGUGGAGCGUUUGGAUCAUAUUGUAAUUCCCUUACAAUCUAAUAUAUAUACAUUUUUAUGUGUCAUUUUACUCUAAAGGGUGAACAACAUUUGUAAUUUAGUGUAUUUAUUUCUAAAUUUACUUACAAAAUUACGGUAUAUUGACUGUUCAGUUAUUCUUCGGCGUCGCAGAAACGUAACGGAAAACCGAAGUUUUUGAACAGGAAAAUGAGCGAAGAAGAACAACUUCCGACCGGAUGGGAGAAGCGAGUGAGCCGAUCCACCGGUCAAACUUAUUAUUUGAACUUAUUAACUAAAGAAAGCCAAUGGUCUGUACCAACUAAACCAGCAUCUGAAAAUACAGCCUCAACAAAUUCUGGCCCCGAACAAGUACAAUGUAGUCAUUUAUUGGUUAAACAUGAAAAAUCACGUCGUCCAUCAUCGUGGCGAGAAGAACGCAUUACUAGAUCAAAAUCUGAAGCAAUUGACAUUAUAAAAUCUUAUCGCGAACAAAUUGUUUCUGGAAAAGCAUCAUUUGCUGAACUUGCCCAGAAAUAUUCAGAUUGUAGUUCGGCCAAACGUGGUGGUGAUUUGGGACCAUUUACCAGAGGCACAAUGCAAAAGCCAUUUGAAGACGCGUCAUUUGCAUUAAAAAUUGGAGAGCUUAGCGAACCUAUCCAUACUGAUUCUGGUGUACACAUAAUUUUACGUACAGCUUAGAUCAAGAACAAUUGUUUUCUUUUAUAAUUCAAACUUUUACCUUUUCUAAUUUAUUGUUUAUUUCUGAGACACAAUAAUAUUAUG